This is a messenger RNA of Protopterus annectens (West African lungfish), 921 nucleotides long. Its product is annotated as vomeronasal type-2 receptor 26-like. The record is from RefSeq and is a predicted model, not a curated record. Gene Ontology annotation, cellular component: membrane. Bases 1 to 921 code for a protein of 306 amino acids. Gene Ontology annotation, molecular function: G protein-coupled receptor activity. Gene Ontology annotation, biological process: G protein-coupled receptor signaling pathway. NCBI's taxonomy places the organism in Eukaryota, Metazoa, Chordata, Ceratodontiformes, Protopteridae. The transcript is spliced from 3 exons.
AUGACUGAGAUGGUUUACACUGCACAUAUAGCAGCUUGUCAUGAUAUAGAAAGCCUCCCAGAUCUGUUUGCAGUGAAAGUUGUUUUCCAGGCUUUAGAAAGGCUCUUGAAAGUAGAAAACAUGUUUGCUGCUUUGCCUGUGUACCAUGUCCUGAAGGGGAAAUUUCUAAUCAGAGUGUUUUGUGAAACUACUGUUGUCAGAGCAAACAAUCGAAACCUGAGUUAUCUGCUCCUUGUAUCCAUUCAGCUCUGUUUCCUCUGCUCACUGAAUUUUAUUGGCUACCCUAAUGGAAUUAUCUGUAGACUCCGUCAGACAAUGUUUGGUGUAACAUUUGUUUUAUCAGUCUCCUGUGUUUUGGCUAAGACUGUUACGGUUGUUGUGGCCUUUAGACUAACAAACCCCAAAAGCCGUUUAAGAAGAUGGAUGGGAAUGCAGCUGGCUUACAUCAUAGUAACAGUGUGCACAUCUGUUCAGAUCCUCAUAUGUGUCAUCUGGACUGCCUUCUCCUCUCCAUUUCCAGAGCAGAACUUUUCAUCUAAACCGGGGGUGAUAAUUAUCGAAUGCAAUGAAGGUUCGGUGGUUGCUUUCUGGUGCAUGCUGGGUUACAUGGGUCUGCUGGCUUGUUUCUGCUUUGUUAUAGCAUUUAUGUCUAGACACCUGCCAGACAGCUUUAAUGAGGCCAAGUUCAUCACUUUCAGCAUGGUUGUGUUUAUUAGUGUCUGGCUUCAGUUCAUCCCUGCUUACCUCAGCACUAAGGGAAAAUACAUGGUAGCUGUAGAGAUAUUUGCCCUUAUUGCUUCUAGUGCUGGGCUGCUUAUCGGUAUAUUUUUCCCAAAGUGCUACAUCAUUCUAAUGAAACCUGAACAAAACACAAAGGAAUAUUUACGGGGGAAAGGAGCAUGGCAUGAUAUGAAUACUUAG